AUGCUCUCCCGCGGAUCGAUGAGAUCGGCGCAGCUCCUGCGCGGCGCCACGGCUGCUCCCAGUCGGCCGCUGCUCGUCCGUUCGUUCGCGACGGUCCAGUCCGACAUCUUCAAGCCGGCCAAGUUCGGCGGCAAGUACACCGUCACGCUCAUCCCCGGCGACGGCAUCGGUGCCGAGGUGGCCGAGUCGGUCAAGACGCUCUUCAAGGCCGACAACGUGCCGAUCGAGUGGGAGCAGAUCGCCGUCUCGGGCGUCCUCGAGAGCGGCGGCCGCACCGAGGAGGCCUUCCGCGAGAGCGUCGCCUCGCUCAAGCGCAACAAGCUCGCCCUCAAGGGCAUCCUCCACACGCCCGUCAGCAGCUCGGGCCACCAGAGCUUCAACGUGGCCAUGCGGCAGGAGCUCGACAUCUACGCGAGCGUCUCGCUCAUCAAGAACAUCCCCGGCUACGAGACGCGCCACAGGGACGUCGACCUCUGCAUCAUCCGCGAGAACACCGAGGGCGAGUACUCGGGCCUCGAGCACCAGAGCGUGCCCGGCGUCGUCGAGUCGCUCAAGAUCAUCACGCGCGCCAAGUCGGAGCGCAUCGCCCGCUUCGCCUUCGCCUUUGCCCUCGCCAACGGCCGGUCCAAGGUGACGUGCAUCCACAAGGCCAACAUCAUGAAGCUCGCCGACGGCCUCUUCCGCAGCACCUUCCACUCCGUCGCCAAGGAGUACCCGACGCUCGAGGCCAACGACAUGAUUGUCGACAACGCCUCGAUGCAGGCCGUCUCCCGGCCGCAGCAGUUUGACGUCAUGGUCAUGCCCAACCUCUACGGCGGCAUCCUCUCCAACAUCGGCGCCGCCCUCGUCGGCGGGCCCGGCAUCGUGCCCGGCUGCAACAUGGGCCGUGACGUCGCCGUCUUCGAGCCCGGCUGCCGCCACGUCGGCCUCGACAUCAAGGGCAAGGACCAGGCCAACCCGACGGCCAUGAUCCUCUCCGGCAGCAUGCUGCUGCGCCACCUCGGCCUCGACGAGCAUGCUAACCGCAUCUCCAAGGCCAUCUACGCCGUCAUCGCCGAAGGCAAGGUCCGCACGCGCGACAUGGGCGGCGAGUCGACGACGCACGAGUUCACCCGCGCCAUCCUCGACAAGAUGGAGACCGUCUAA
Molecule: messenger RNA, 1146 nt
Organism: Drechmeria coniospora
Lineage: Eukaryota; Fungi; Ascomycota; Sordariomycetes; Hypocreales; Ophiocordycipitaceae
Product: Isocitrate dehydrogenase
Exons: 3
Coding region: 1-1146 (381 amino acids)
Biological process (GO): tricarboxylic acid cycle; isocitrate metabolic process
Cellular component (GO): mitochondrion
Molecular function (GO): NAD binding; magnesium ion binding; isocitrate dehydrogenase (NAD+) activity
Source: RefSeq, a predicted model, not a curated record